Molecule: messenger RNA, 3945 nt
Organism: Arxiozyma heterogenica
Lineage: Eukaryota; Fungi; Ascomycota; Saccharomycetes; Saccharomycetales; Saccharomycetaceae
Exons: 1
Coding region: 1-3945 (1314 amino acids)
Source: RefSeq, a predicted model, not a curated record
AUGGAACUUAAAAUGAUGGGCUCUUUGAGACGUAAUCAAAAGCUCAAUUAUGUGAUUCGAUUGUGGAAGAGAUAUGUUCCUAUAGAUCGAAUACUCGCUCAGAGAAUAUUUAAGUCUACUAUCAAUUCCACAGUUGCUUUAAUAUUUUGUUUGAUACCGAAAGUUAGAAAUCAUCUAGGCACUGAACCUGUAAUGUUACCAUUAAUAUCAGUCAUUGUUCAUCCUGGUAGGAGGGUCAGUGGUACUAUACAAGGUGCUGUGUAUUGUAUAACAGGUCUUAUAUUUGGCCUGGCUUAUGCUUUAUUCGGUAAAUUCAUCGCAAUGCAAUGCAUUGGACCUACAUGGAGGACCCUUAGUGGAGAAGAACAGUACAAAAAUAAUUUUAGGAGGUAUGAAUCGGGUCUAGCCAUACUAGCAAUAUUCGAAAUGUUUAUGCUUUUCUUCCACGGUUGGAUGCGUUCGGUGUCACAUCACUAUUUUGCUAUUGUGUUUCCUUUAUUCUUAGUGGUCCAUUUCACUUUUUUGGCUCCUAUUACAUAUGACUAUGGUGUGAUUGCAAAUUCAUUUAGCACUCCAUUUUAUAUGGGUAUUGCAAUGUCUUUGUUUUGGAAUAUUGUUUUAUUUCCGGAAUUCGGCAGUACCUAUCUAGGUAAUGCUGCCAUAGACGCUUUGAAUGAAAUUCAUAAAGAUAUUAAUGAAUCUAUUAAGUUUUUUAUUUGUUUAGGUAUAGGUGAUGAUGAGACUAAAAAUCAUAAGAAUAAGAAUAAUAAUAAUAAUAAUAAUAAUAAUAAUAAUAAUAAUAAUAAUAAUAAUAUGAAUAUGAAUAUGAAUAGUGAUGUAGAUACAACUGAUAAAAAUAUGCGGAGUUCUGAUUUUUUAUAUGAAACAGAUAUUGUUACAUUAUCAAAAUUAUUGAAAUUUAAAACUUUAGUAUCUAAAAAGAUUAAUAAUUGUAACCUUGUUCUACAAGAAUGCAUGUAUGAAAUUUCGUAUUCAUACGUUCCACCUUAUAGCAUAAAUGAUGUACUCGAAAAGUAUAAAAAAAUGGCUAUUUAUAUUAAUGGUAUCAUUAAUGCAUGUCAAUUACAAUUUAUUUUACUAGGUAGAAACAAUGAUAAUAGUAAUAAUAAUACCCAAUCACCUGAAAACUAUAUGAAACUACAUAAUGAAAAAGAAAUUAAAUAUGCUGAUGCAAAUAAGCUGUUAUAUGUCAUAGAUCAUUUGAGAAAACCAAUCUAUAAUUUACAUGAACGUCUGAAUAAAUGUCUCUAUUAUGUUAAUAUUUCAUUAGCAUAUUCAUACGAUGUAAAAUUUGAUAGGGUCUUUCGGAGCAAAUGCUUUAAACAAGAUGAAUAUAAUCCAAGAAUUGCUAAUAAAGUGGAAUUACCGUCAUUAGAAGAGAUUGAUUCAACUAUAAAAGAAUUAGAAUUGGAAUUAACUAGAUUCAAUGAGGUUUUCAAGGAGGAAAUAUUCAAAAUUGAUCAUGAUUUGUUGAGUCCAAAUGACGAAAUGUUCCUGUUUUGCUCAUUUUUGAUGAAUUUAAAAGAAACUACUAUUGAGACCGUCAAAUUGACAAAGGUUACAAAGCAACUAUUGAUAGAUAGGCAAACUCAGGAGAAAAAGGGAUGGAUUCGUGGUAAACGUGUUUGGUUCACUUUUUUGAAAAAUUUCAAAUCAGUGAAAAAAUGGUAUAUGGGUAACUCAAUUAGAAUCACUGAGGAUGAUACGUUGAAAGGUAUUAUUCAUUAUAAUAGACAACCAGAGCUCGUAGCUAGAAGACCAAAUGUGGAAGAAGAUGAUUUAUUAAUGCAAAGAACUAGUGCACAUAGAGCUAGUAUAUCUACAGAAAAGACCCUUUUACCUAUGACGAUAAGGGAUUCGACUGGAGAAAAAUUUAGGAUUGAUUCUCGUAGUCAAAUCGUGAAUUUGUUAAUAUGGAUUAAUAAUUUUUGUACACGUAGUAAAUCGCACUUUAUUUUUGGUUUUCAGGUAACGGUAGCAUUGAUGAUUUCAUCCUUCCCUAUGUUUGUUCCUAAAAUAAGACAGUGGUAUGUUGAUUAUGAAGGUGCAUGGGUUGGUUUUGUUUGUAUUUUGUGUAUGGAACCAUGCGUUGGUGGUACUUUCUGGGUUUUCUUUUUACGUGCUGUUGGUGUUGUUCUAGGUGCAUUUUGGGGGAUGGUCUCAUAUUGGUCUGGUGUUAAUCAGACAAAUCCAUAUUUAGAGACAGUUAUUACUAUAUUUGGUGCUGUUCCUGGAUUUUAUUACUUUUUAGGUACCCCUUACGUCAAAGCUGCUAUUAUCCAGAUUAUUAGUAUAUAUGUUGUUAUGUUAGCUGCUAUUAUUCCUUCAGAUCCUCCUCAUGGUAUUGUAGAUUAUUUUGCUAAGAGAUGUUUGGCGGUGGGUUAUGGUGGUGUAAUUGCCUUAAUUGUUCAAGUGCUAUUUUAUCCAAUAAAAGCAAGAGACCAGCUUACAUCAGAAGUAGCAUUUGUAUGUGGUUGUAUAUCCAAUAUGGAAUUAAUCUUUGCACCAGGUCUAGAAGGUGAAAUCACCGUUAAUUCCCUAGAGGAUUCAAAAUAUCAACAAAUUGUUAGAUUAUCAAGCUCUGCCAAAGCAGCUUUAGAUAGAGCUAAGUCAUAUAAUGGAUUAACUAGACAAGAGCCGCGCUUAAAAGGUGAUUUUAGUGAAUUAGAACAUAUUUUCACUCAGAUUAUCUUUAUUCAAAGACAAAUAGUGGAAAGAAUUGAUACAGCUGCAUUAUUAAGAAAACAAUACGGGUCCGCAAUCCUUGAAGAAUUGAACAGUGUUGUCUAUCCAUAUAGAAGACAACUAGUUGGUAAUUUGACUGUAUCAGUUAGAGCUGUUCAAGAAGCAUUCCUUAAUAAAACACCUUUACCCCAAUUUAUGCCAAGUACUAGAAUAUCGCAUAGAAGAUUAAUAAAUAAAGUACGUCAGAUUUUAGAAUGGAAGAAUCAGGAACGGAGAAGGUUAGAUUUUAAGAAGCGUCCAUCAGAUGGUUUACAGCCAUUAGAUCCAUUGGUAUCUCGUACGGAUGAGUCUUCAGAUAGCAGUAGUGGAUCAAAUGAAGGUUUAACGUUAAUUACACAUUCAAAAAAGUCCAAAUUGGACACUCAAGAAUUUUUAACAAAAGAAAAAUAUUUAAGUUGGAGUGCAUCAUGUGCAGCUACAGAAGAGAUUAUUGAAUAUAUUGAAGAACUGGUUUAUUUAACCAAGUUGGUUGUAGGUAUAAACGAAUUCAAAUAUGGGUUUUUAUCUCGUCCAUUAUAUGAGGAUUGGGCUGCAGAGGCUAUUAGAGGGUUUGAUGAUUUUAUUAAAGGCGAGGAUUCCAAUAACCAGCCUUCUUCUUUUUCUUCUUCAUUGUCUAGUGAUUCACAGUCAGAAAAUUUAACUACUAUUCCAAGCAGUGAAUGUGACAGAGAUAGUAAGCCUAAUGAUAACGACGGGCGUUCUAGUAUUAGUCCCAAUAAUAGUAGUCAUAUAGAAUUAGGUAUAUCAGACAAUGAUGAGGAAAUUAGUAUUGACAGUAACCAAGAAAUGGCGGGAGAAGCUGAUCAACCGGUUCAAUUUAAUCCGAAAUAUAUGGAUGACACUGAUAAUAGUAGCAUGAAUGAAUUUAGUCCCCCAAUUAUUAAUAGAAGAGAAUCAGUCAAUUUGGCAAGGAUUGCAACAUUUAAUAUUGAUAAGAAAAACCCAUUACCAAAGUCCUUCAGAGAUCGUAUUUAUUCAAUUAGUUUUUGGCCUGGUCUUGAAUUAAGUGCAUCUAAUAAGGUUGAUAGGACAAGAACUUUAGGUGAUGUUGAUGAGGUUCUAGCUGACAGAGAUGAAUAUGAUGAUGAAUCAGAUGACGACAUUCCUUUAGCAUUAAAGAGAAUUGUAACUAGUAUGAAGGAUAAACCUAAAUAUGAUUACAAUUCACAUCACCGGUAA